Sinocyclocheilus anshuiensis is the source of this 1175-nucleotide messenger RNA. RefSeq names its product serine/arginine-rich splicing factor 9-like. The transcript is spliced from 5 exons. Gene Ontology annotation, cellular component: cytoplasm; nucleus. The record is from RefSeq and is a predicted model, not a curated record. The coding region runs from base 162 to 746 and encodes 194 amino acids. NCBI's taxonomy places the organism in Eukaryota, Metazoa, Chordata, Actinopteri, Cypriniformes, Cyprinidae. Gene Ontology annotation, molecular function: mRNA binding.
UGUUUUGUUCGCUGCAGUUGCUCGUCUCAGCCUGAAGGGGGCGGAAGUGUGCGUCACUUCCUGAUCCGGGAGGUGAAGAAGACGCGUGUGCGGUUGUUUUCCCUCGGUUUUUAUCACGAGCUGCAAAUUACAGAGGCUGCAGGUCCAGCGGGGUUCAAGCCAUGUCGGACGGACGGAUCUACGUGGGAAACCUUCCCAUGGACGUCCAGGAGAGGGACAUUGAGGAUCUCUUCUACAAAUAUGGAAAAAUUCGAGAUAUUGAGCUGAAGAAUAACAGAGGCACCAUCCCGUUUGCCUUCGUGCGGUUUGAGGACCCACGGGAUGCGGAGGACGCCGUCUUUGGAAGGAAUGGAUAUGGAUUUGGAGACAAUAAGCUGCGUGUGGAAUAUCCUCGAUCUUCCGGAUCCAAAUUUAGUGGACCUGCGGGAGGAGGAGGAGGAGGGCCGCGGGGAAGGUUUGGGCCUCCGUCGCGCAGAUCUGAGUUUCGCGUUAUUGUGACGGGUCUUCCUCCCUCCGGCAGCUGGCAGGAUCUGAAAGACCACAUGCGGGAGGCCGGAGACGUGUGUUUCGCUGACGUGCAGCGUGACGGCGAGGGUGUCGUCGAGUUCCUCAGACGAGAGGACAUGGAGUACGCACUGAGACGCCUGGACAGCACAGAGUUCAGAUCCCACCAGGGAGAGACGUCCUACAUCAGAGUGAUGGAGGAGCGGGGCCCGAUCACCCCCGCGUCACAUGACCCGCCAUAGCCCACCCUCCCGACGAGCCCCGCUCCAGGAUCACAGCCCUCCGCCGCGCCACUAUCGAUGAGCGGCUGCCUCUCCACCGCCACGACCCCUUUUCUUUCUUCAUUUAGUAAUUUACAUUCCAUUGUAGGAACCUGAAUGGCCUUGUUCACCGUUCGGUUCACGGAGAGCUUGCGGAUAUGUUAAUAAUCACGUGGAUGAUGCUGUAGAUGUUUACAGAUGUGGUUAUGAUUGUGAAAGAUCUGAAGAUGAAUAACCCGUUUAUCCUUCGGGAUUAUUGACAUGAGGCAACAGACUAAAGAUGUGUUGUUUGUGAUUAAUCUGGUCCAUUUCAUAGACAUUGACUUUUAUUAUUUUUUAUGAUUUGAAUAAAAGGCUGCGAUUUUAAAAUGUUUCUUUCUGGAAUCUCCCCAUGUGAUUUUUUUGUUUUCU